Messenger RNA from Ornithodoros turicata, 1119 nucleotides. RefSeq lists its product as uncharacterized. Bases 1 to 1119 code for a protein of 372 amino acids. NCBI's taxonomy places the organism in Eukaryota, Metazoa, Arthropoda, Arachnida, Ixodida, Argasidae. The transcript is spliced from 2 exons. The record is from RefSeq and is a predicted model, not a curated record.
AUGCAAAUUCUCGACUUGACUCCUGAACCUUGGUUUGCGAAGUUCCUCAUAGUCCACUCGGAAGAUGAGACCAAACCCAUGGCUAAGGUAUCCCCAUUCACUAUUGCAAGAGACUUAGAAAGGACAAUAGGGAAGUCUUAUAAUGCUCGAAAGCUGACCACAGGAGAUCUCCAAAUUGAAGUAACCACAAGGCAACAAAGCUCCGCUCUCCAUUCACUUGACAAAAUUGCCGAUAUAUCAGUCACUGUGACCACACACCGAACACUUAACAUCGUGAAGGGCGUCAUCUCAGAGUCUCAACUCCUUGACUGCUCAGACACUGAGAUCGAGGAAGGGCUUAAAGACCAAGGCGUUGUGACGGCGAGGAGAAUUGUGAUGCGUCGGGAUGGCUUCCUCAGACCAUCAAAGCAGGCUAUCUUAACUGCCAUGUACGUCCGUAUAUCCCGAAUCCGCGACGCUGUUUCAAGUGCCAGCGUUUUGGACAUGGUUCGCAGGUCUGUCGAGGACACGCGAUCUGUCCAAAAUGUGCUGGACCACUCUGCAGAGUCCUGUGCAAAUGAAGUCCGCUGUGCAAACUGUAAAGGGAGCCACCCAGUCUACUCCAGGUCCUGCCCCCGUUGGCAGGAAGAGAAAGAAAUACUCAAAAUGAAAGUAACGCAGAAUAUCUCAUACAGAGAAGCAAAGACACAGGUAGAAUUUGCCAGAAAAGGCACGUUCUCCGAAGUGGUGCGCCGGGGAGUGGCACCACUGCGGAAAUCUGUGGAGACGCAGACUUCUGGGUCUCCACCCCACACUCCCCCCACACAAGAAAAGCCUGCGGAGAGCUUGCUUCCGCUGGCACCAGCUGCUCAGGUGGGCAGCCGGGAAGUAGCGGCCACAACCUCUACGGAGGUUGAUGGCGAGCUGUCAGUUUGGGACGGGCUCACAGGGGGCUCAUCCCAGGCUGCCACACACACGAUGGAUGUUGACGAUGAUGACUGCAUGUCGCAGAAAUCAUCGUCAAGCCUUCCCCCCAAUCCUUCCCCAUGGAAGGAACAGAGAACGAAAAAAGGAGGCCGAGGCAGGGGUAGUACGUCCCUAGGUAAACAUAAGCCCCCAAGGGUUACACCUCCCACAUAA